AUGGAGAAAAUGGCCAGGGUCACCACUGCCCUGGGGGGCAAUGCCCUCACAGGACGGACCAUGUUCUGCCACCUGGAUGCCCCCGCCAAUGCCAUCAGCGUGUGCCGCGAUGCUGCCCAGGUGGUGGUGGCUGGUCGCAACAUCUUCAAGAUCUACUCCAUCGAGGAGGACCAGUUUGUGGAGAAGCUGAACCUCCGUGUCGGCCGCAAACCCUCCUUGAACUUCAGCUGCGCGGAUGUGGUGUGGCACCAGAUGGAUGAGAACCUGCUGGCCACCGCUGCCACCAAUGGCGUGGUCGUCACCUGGAACCUGGGCAAGCCAUCCCGCAACAAGCAGGACCAGCUCUUCACUGAGCACAAGCGCACUGUCAACAAGGUCUGCUUCCACCCCACUGAAGUCUACAUGCUCCUCAGCGGCUCCCAGGAUGGCUACAUGAAAUGCUUCGACCUGCGCAAGAAGGACUCAGUCAGCACCUUCUCUGGCCAGUCGGAGAGCGUGCGUGAUGUCCAGUUCAGCAUCCGAGACUACUUCACCUUUGCCGCCACCUUUGAGAAUGGGAAUGUGCAGCUGUGGGACAUCCGCCGGCCAGACCGCUACGAGAGGAUGUUCACGGCCCACAACGGGCCCGUCUUCUGCUGCGACUGGCACCCAGAGGACAGGGGCUGGCUGGCAACAGGUGGCCGGGAUAAGAUGGUGAAGGUGUGGGACAUGAACACCACGCGGGCGAAGGAGAUCUACUGCGUGCAGACCAUCGCCUCGGUGGCCCGGGUGAAGUGGCGCCCAGAAUGCAAACACCACAUCGCCACCUGUUCCAUGAUGGUGGACCAUAACAUCUACGUUUGGGAUGUGCGGCGUCCCUUCAUCCCCUCUGCCAUGUUUGAGGAGCACAAGGACGUCACCACGGGCAUUGUGUGGCGUCACCUCCACGACCCCUAUUUCCUCCUGUCGGGUUCUAAGGACAGCACCCUCUACCAGCAUAUCUUCAAGGACGCCAGUCAGCCCAUCGACCGGGCCAACCCUGAGGGGCUGUGCUACAGCCUCUAUGGAGACCUGGCCUUCGCCGCCAAGGAGAGCCUCGUCUCCUCUGACUCCAACCGCAAGCCCUACAUCGGGGACCGGCGUCACCCCAUCUUCUUCAAGCGCAAGCUGGACCCCACGGAGCAGUUUGAGUACAUCUCCUCCUCCAGCACCCUCAGCGUCUUCGAGACGGAUGUGGAGAGCGGCAGCAUGGACUGGUUCGUGCACAUUGCCAAGCAGUACACGCUGGUUGGCAGGCCCCUGGCUGAACUGUGCGACCACAAUGCCAAGGUGGCCAAGGGCUUGGACCGCAACCAGGUGGCUCAAACUUGGACCAUGCUGCGAAUUAUCUAUUCCAGCCUUGGCACCGUGGCAUCCACCAACCUCAACCACAGCAUGGGAAAAGGCAGCACUGCCCUCCCGCUUAUGAACAGCUUUAACCUGAAGGACAUCCCCUCUGGGCUGGGCAGCGAGUCAAGACUGGACCGCAGCAAAGGAGAAAGCCGCACGGAAAACAUCCUCAUGGAUUCCUCCUCCACCCUGAUCAACAAUGAAGACAACGAGGAAACGGAGGGCAGUGAUGUCCCUGCGGACUAUCUGCUGGGAGAUGUGGAAGCAGAUGAGGACGAUCUGUAUAUGAUGGACCAUGAGAACCCGCACGCUGAGGAACAGGAAUAUAGCCUGCCCCAAGAAGCCUUUCCCCUACGCCAUGAAAUCGUGGACAACCCGUCAGCUUUGGACCACCUGCAAGACAAGGCUGACUCUCCUCACGUCAGCGGCAACGAGGCUGAGACGGUGUCGCUGACACCCGUGGAGUCCUUCUCCCUCAUCUCCAUCUCCCACUCGCUCUAUGAGAACCGUCUGCCCUCCGACUUCUUCAAUCCCAUCGUGCGGGACACACUCCUAUUCUACGCCGAGCAGGGAGAUGUGCAGACGGCCGUGUCCGUCCUCAUCGUCCUGGGGGACCGCAUCCGCAAGGAAAUUGAUGAGCAGACCCAGGAGCACUGGUACACAUCCUACAUCGACCUGCUGCAGCGCUUCCAGCUCUGGAACAUCUCCAAUGAGGUGAUAAAGCUGAGCACGUGCCGUGCCAUCAACUGCCUCAACCAGGCCUCCACCACCCUGCACGUCAACUGCAGCAACUGCAAGCGGCCCAUGAGCAACAGGGGCUGGAUCUGUGACAGGUGUCGGCAGUGUGCCAGCAUGUGUGCCGUCUGUCACCACGUGGUGAAGGGGCUCUUCGUCUGGUGCCAAGGCUGCAGCCACGGUGGCCACCUCCAGCACAUCAUGAAGUGGCUGGAGACCAACUCCCACUGCCCUGCUGGCUGCGGCCACCUCUGCGAGUACACCUGA
Molecule: messenger RNA, 2370 nt
Organism: Mesitornis unicolor (brown roatelo)
Lineage: Eukaryota; Metazoa; Chordata; Aves; Mesitornithiformes; Mesitornithidae
Gene: WDR24
Product: WD repeat domain 24
Exons: 9
Coding region: 1-2370 (789 amino acids)
Biological process (GO): positive regulation of TOR signaling
Molecular function (GO): protein binding
Source: RefSeq, a predicted model, not a curated record